Molecule: messenger RNA, 1706 nt
Organism: Acanthoscelides obtectus
Lineage: Eukaryota; Metazoa; Arthropoda; Insecta; Coleoptera; Chrysomelidae
Source: the annotation of a GenBank genome assembly
CCAUUAUCAGGUGCAACACGACAAAUGGACCCUGCCUACUCUUCCUAUAAAUAAUUGGAACAACAUUUGCAUGCCCAGUCAGACCAUCAACCACCAUGAUAUUACUCAUUUUGACCAGCUUGGUGGGAACAGUCCUGUGCGCGAGGCUGGACUACCUCCCUCCAAGAGUGGGAGGUGGUUUUGGUGGAGGAACUGGUGGAGCAUUUGGAGGUAGCGCCUUUGGAGGACGAGGAGCAUUUGGAGGAGGCGGUGGUGCAUUCGGCGGGGGCAGUGGUGCAUUCGGUGGAGCAGGUGGUGGUGCAUUUGGAACUGGAGGUGGAGCUGGAGGUUUUGGAGGGGGAGCUGGAGGGUUUGGAGGAGGCGCUGGAGGAAGAUUUGGAGGUGGUCCACAGAUUCCAAUCACUAGGUAUGAAAACAAUCCCAAUGCAGGAGACGGCUCUUACAGCUACGCAUACGAAACAGGCAACGGGAUCCAAGCUCAAGAGCAGGGAAGAGCUGGUCCAGGGCCUGAUGGUGGGGAACUUGCCCAAGGAUCUUUCUCGUACACAGCUCCAGACGGACAAAGGAUAUCUUUGACCUAUACAGCCGACGAGAAUGGUUUUAGACCGCAAGGUGCUCAUCUACCUACACCGCCACCUAUUCCAGAAGCUAUACUUAGGGUCCUUAGAACAAAAUAGACUAAGCGGAGGAGGAUACGACGGAGGUGAUGACGAAGGCCAGUACAGACCAGGAGGUUACUCUGCUGGAGGUGGUGGUGGUGGUGGUUAUAGAUACUAGGUAAAAACAACAAAUUACUGUGGCUCGAAUUCCAGUGAUGGGAGACUAAAACGCUAAGUAAAUGGCAUUUACGCCGCUUCACGACAAACACGGGUUCUCGAUUGAUAAUUCAUGCUAUACCAUUAGCCAGUACGCUGGAUAUAAGUUUGUAUGUGCAAAAAUAAAGCUGCCCUCUCACAUUCAGAAAUCGAAGGGAUUCCGAGUUUUCUCGUUUAAGUUCGAAUGAUUAUGAUAACUGCGGAUCGAAUCGAAUGGGAAAGCUGCGUGUGGGUGGUGAUUUUGACGGAAUGACUCGUCAGUCCAUGAGCCCUGCUCAUCUAAUGGUAUGAAUAUACCAUGACCAGCGAUGCGAUGUACCUGAUUUGAUCUUGCACUGAUCUGGUGCGUAAAUUAUGGUAGCACUGUUAGGCUUCAAAUAAGUGAGCAGCUAAUCCGUUCGAAUGUCGGAUGGAAUUCGGCAAAACAAUCUUUGUUGUGCUUACUCCCAAGUCCCACAUCGCAAAUCGAACGUUUCCAUAAGGUGCACUACACCUGCUCUUCCCACAAACGAUUUUAUUGGCUAUAAUUUCAUGACGAGUAUGCCGCAAAGGGAUAAGUCAACACAACGGCGAAAAACGUGAUAUCGACCAGUUGUGUUUGUUUUGAUGCAAGAUUGGACAAUAACGAAAGGGGAGGCUGGUUACGUGCGGUGGAGAUCUAGACUGAUGAAACACCAACCUCCCUCCCUAGUUGUCCACAACUGGAAUUCGAACCUCUGAGGUCUUUUACAAUGCUGCCAGUACAAUGUGCAAUCUCUACGGAAUAGAUCUAAGGUUAUAAUUUCUGCUAUGGAUGUUAUUUAUUUUUAUGCAUAUACGACUUAUGUUUUUCUAUUUAUUGUCUUUCUCUUAACUCUAUACGUCUGCUGUGAAACACGUUUUUAAUAAAGA